GCUACCAGGAAACACAGCAGUGGAACACACUGUGUGCCAGGAACACACUAUUAAGCAUACAAGAAUACAUCAGACACUGAACCAAGAGCGUUUCGGAAAACAUGUCAGCUUAUAUUUGCGUCGUUGUCCUAACAGUUUCAGCUCUCGGCGGCGCCACAGUAGUAUCAGAACUGCUCAGCAGACCCACCAACGUCCGCUUGACCUCCCACAACCUGAACCUGGUGCUGAGGUGGGACCCACCUGAAGGCACAGCCAGCGGCCUGGUCUACACAGCUAUGUACAAAAGCUCAGUCACAGACUACAGAAUUGGCUGUGAGAACACCUCAUCCCUCGAAUGUGACUUCAGCACCUUGAAGAUCAGUCCCUAUGGAAAUUAUACAGGAAGAGUGCGGGCACAGCUCGGGGAGGAGAGUUCCAACUGGGCGGAAAGCAACUAUGUCACCUUGGAUACAGACACGUUCAUUGGUUCUCCCACUGUGUCUCUCUCCUCCAAUGGUGCAACUCUGGAAGUCAGCAUUCAAGAUCCAGUGUUCAGUUUCUCGACACUAAGGAAUGUAUAUAAUGGAGUCACCUACAACAUUACCUACUGGAAGAAGGGCCAGAAUGAAAAGGCCAGAAGCAUCCCCGGCAUACAACAGCACCAGCUGGUUCUAAGUGAUCUGGACCUCAGGACCAAGUACUGUGUCCAAGUUCAAAUCAACACCGACAGGAACUCUAACCCCAGUCAGCCCAGCAGCAUUACCUGUGAGAGCACUGCCAAUGAACAAGAAGCUCCAUGGGUGGCAGCCAUGGUGGCGUUUGUCAUAAUGGCAGUGGUAGUGGCUCUGCUGGUGGUUGCGGUGGUGUAUUGGAAAAGUAUCUCCCAAUUUCUCUGUCCAAAAGAUGCACUGCCUCCACACUUUGAAGAGUCUCUGCUGGCACAUCCGAACUCAAACAUGUACCUGCACAUGCAGAGUCCAGCUGAGGAGAUCUACGACCCAAUUAGCAUCAUUGCAGGUGACAGGACUGUGGAGGAAGGGGAUCCUUUGGAGGCAGCAGGGAGCAGCUUCAGCCAACAGCCUGAUGUCAUAGUGGGGGAAAGGUAAAGGGAAAAUGGAAACGGCUGAAAGGCACAGAAGUAGUAAAAGGAGUAGAUCUGCACACUGCAGUCAGUGUUUCAGACUCUGAGAAACCAUGACAUAUUCAAGCUGGACUUGAGAGGUUAAAUGCAACAAUUUCUGCAGCAAUGGUGUCUGGCGGAGCCACAGACCUGUGCAGAUGCAAUACUGAUACAUCAUUCAGGUGAUGUUAUUUUUGUGCUGUAGAGUUCUAAUGUUGCUGACACUAUUACCAUAUAUUGUAUUUACCUGAAGGAGCAUUGCAUGGCUCACUCUGAAGAAUGCUGCUAUGGUGCUACAAGAUGUCAAUUGAAUAUAUUGUGGAUGUUUUUGUGUAUUGCCAAAUCACAAUAAUCCAUAAACUGAUCUUUAAUGGGUACGUUUUGUGAAGCAGGCAAAACUGAAUUGCCGCACUGUGGCAAUGGUUUAUUCUUAAUAAAAAACAAAUCGGUGAUGAAGUGAGAGCUGCAAAGUGUUUAUUGCAGGGCAGGGCAGUUUACACAUUGUUGAAAAAAUGACCUGAACUUGAAUAAAGUCAUGUGCAAUGUGUUGGUGCAUCCUUAUUGGUUCCAUUUGCUUUUAUUGUGACAUGAAACUGUAUAUACACACAGUAGAGUUCUAUACUUUCAUGUAAACCUGUAAAUAAUUAGAAAGUUCAAGGAUUUAGAAGCAAUUUAAAACAGAAUUUCCUACAUGUAAAAUGAGGAAAUAUUUCAGAUACUGAUCUAUUUCUGCUGUCGUUAGCACUGUUGCCUCCCGGCCUGGGCUUGGGAUCUUUCUGUGUGGAGUUUGCAUGUUCUCCCUGUUCCUGCGUGGGUUCUCACCAGGUUCUCUGGCUUGCUCCCGCAGUCAAAAAAAAUUGCUGAGGUUAACUGGUGAUUCUAAAUUGUCCGUAGGUGUGAACAUGAGUGUGCUUGGUUGUCUGUCUCUCUUUGUAGCCCUGUGAUAGACUGGUGACCUGUCCAGGGUGAACUCUGCCUUUGCCCUGACUCAGCUAAGAUAGACUCCAGACCCCCCUCAACCCUACAGAGGAUUAAGCAGUGUAUAGAUGAUGGAUGGAUGAUCUAUUUCUGUCAGCAAAUCAAACUGAAGCAGAUUAGUAGUUCCUCUCCAGUCCUGGAUUAACCCCCUAAAAACUGAUCUCCAUGUACCAAAACUACAUAUUUUGUUGUGGGUUUUUUUUGUUAUGCAUUGCUAUGCAGUGUAUGAAUGCUCUGAAUUAAAUUUUGUUGUUAUUUUGACAAUGACAAUAAAAGAUUGAAUUAAA
Molecule: messenger RNA, 2364 nt
Organism: Amphiprion ocellaris (clown anemonefish)
Lineage: Eukaryota; Metazoa; Chordata; Actinopteri; Pomacentridae
Gene: crfb4
Product: cytokine receptor family member b4
Exons: 7
Coding region: 102-1085 (327 amino acids)
Molecular function (GO): protein binding
Source: RefSeq, a predicted model, not a curated record